Messenger RNA from Cercopithifilaria johnstoni, 384 nucleotides. The record is from the annotation of a GenBank genome assembly. NCBI's taxonomy places the organism in Eukaryota, Metazoa, Nematoda, Chromadorea, Rhabditida, Onchocercidae.
AUGCCACCCCAAAAACUCUCAGAAAGCUCUUGUACAAAAACCAUUCUUCAUGGAAUUUCAAAAGAACAUCCAAUUGCUGUGUUAGCACUCUCUUUGAAGAGAGACAGAGAAUAUCUCAGAAGAGCGAGGCAACCACGACUUAGUAUAAUCACGACUCUAAAUGCAGACUUUGGGUUUAGCCCUCGAACAACUGUUCUUGGGAUCCCUCGCGAAGUAGGUUCGCCUACCCCGCGGGUUGAUUUUUUUGGACCGCGUCCCCGGGGUUAUCCGGGAGCGCAAAGUUUACGGUGCUAUGUUCGGUAUCCUCUUUCAGGGUGUGGCUCUUGGGUUCUUUCCUCAUUGUGCUUCUGUCGGACCCGCCGCUCGUUACAUGGAGAUACUUAG